Messenger RNA from Juglans microcarpa x Juglans regia, 1429 nucleotides. RefSeq lists its product as uncharacterized. The record is from RefSeq and is a predicted model, not a curated record. The coding region runs from base 77 to 1096 and encodes 339 amino acids. The transcript is spliced from 3 exons. Gene Ontology annotation, molecular function: mRNA binding. Gene Ontology annotation, cellular component: cytoplasm. Lineage: Eukaryota; Viridiplantae; Streptophyta; Magnoliopsida; Fagales; Juglandaceae.
CCUCCCAUGGCUUCCUCUUUAACGGCCACCCCAUUGCACUAAAUUCCCAAUACGCUCAAUUUUCAAACAUACCAACAUGCCCUUGGCCAUGUCUCUCUUCAAAACCCUUAUUUCCCACCACUUUCAGACCCUCUUCAAGCCCCAAAACCCUCUUCGCUGUUCUCAAGUAAUCAAUUCAUUCUCAUACAAAUCUCUCCCACGUCCCUCACUAUUUUACAGUUCCACAACAUAUUCACCCCGACUCGACGACGGGAUUGAACCAGCAGAAGUUAAUGAUCAGAAAGAAAACAAGAAACCAUUGGAUGUGAUGUUCAAAGAAGCCGUGAGUGAGAGAUUGUGCGAAAAUGCUGAAAGCAGCGAGAGUGGAAGUGAAGAAGAAAACAAGGAGCUGAAGAGCAGACUGAGGGAAUUGGAGAGGGAGGUGAGAAGGCUGAAAGCAAAAUCUAGUUGUAAAGACGAUUUGAAAAAGAAGGAAUCGAAGAAAAGUAAGCGCAAGAGUUUGUAUGCAGUGUUUACGAAUCAAGAGAGUUGUAUUGAAAGGCACGCGGAGAGGAUAAGGGAAGAGCCGGAGGUUUAUAAAGAGCUUUCACCGGAUAUGGAAGUGUUUGUGAAUCAUUUGUACAAGGAAGGUUACUUUAACAACGCGAAUUUUAUGCGAGGGAAUAAGUUGGAAUUUGGUUGUUUUGAGAGUAGGUAUGGCCGGGGAUUUUUAAAGUUUGCUGCUGAGAAGUUUGGCAAGGACAACCAAGAAAUUGCAAAAUGGUUGUCAGGCAGUGACUUGAAAAAGGUUGCCCUCUUUGGUUGCCCUUCCCUUGCAAGAAAGAAUAUUUUUGCUGCUAAAAGACUCAGAAAGGUUCUUGAAAUUCAAGAAAACACAGUUUGCACCAAAUGCAUCCUAAAGCAAUCGUGCAAGUUUGCAAAUCAAAGUGUGUGGAAAGGUGACACCAAGAAUCUAAAUUUGGCUGUUGUUAUGAGGGUUAUCACCUUGUAUGCUUUGGAGGAGGUGCCCCCAGAGCUGGCAGUACCCAAUGAAAUAAAGGCUUCUGUCAGUAAAUUGCUGAAGGAGGUUUUGAAGCUAAGUCAGAGUACCUCAUGAAAGCAUACUGGCAUUCUGUCAGGACCUGCAUGUUGUUCCAGGUAACAGCCCCUUGAUGCUAGAGAAGUUUUUUUAGUAAAAUCAGGCUAUUAAUGUUAUGUUUUAUAUCAAACAGUUGUUAUUUUGUGCUUGAAGAUUGCAAAUAGAACUAGAAUUUGUUAGUUAAAUUAGAAUUAGGAUUAGGCAGAAGUUAAAUUUGGAUUAUAGAUUUCUCCUCAAUUACUUCGUCCUGCAUCACCCCUUCAAAAUCACAUUGCCAUUGCCUUGCUCCUUUCUUUUCUCUUUAAAAUCACCCCUUCAAAAUCAGAUUCAACGUGGGGCUAUUGACUUUAA